AAGCACCAUAUUUAAAAACUGGUUUAGAGAAUCUAUCUGGGUUGUCCAAUUAAUAAAAAUAGAUUUAAAAAAACACACACACACACACACACACUUUUUGCAUUAUUGUGUAUUAUCUUAUUAGAAGGUGGGUUAUCAGUUUCUCUCAUGCAGGUGUAGUCUCCUAGUCCAUUCUGGUCCAUAGGAUUCAUGCUCCAUGAUAAUCCAACAGCUGUAAAAGCUCCUAAUUAACCCCAUUGUCCUAGUCCUCCCUCUCUAAUUCCCAGUCAGAACUCAGAAGAGAUAUAAACAAAACACACUACUAGUCUAUGUAUGUUACUCUGCUGUCCAGCUUGGGCACUUCCAACUCCAGUGAAUAAACAAACACCAACACUCUCUGGAACACAAUCCAAUUACAUUAGCCCACCUGUUCCUAUCCAAUCCUAUCCUCCCGUUUUGCUCUCAAGAAUAUCAGAAUAUCUUGUUCCCCCAACUCAUCCAGAUCUCUCUCUUUCUCACCUUCUCUUUCAAAAAUAUAUAAUCACCAUUCACCAUUAACCUCAUUAUGCCUACAAUCAUUAUUCUUGGUUGCCUCACACGCAUGCCACUUCCAUUCAUCCCUCCAUCUCUUAUCCUCCAUUUCCACAAACCUCUAUAAAUUCCCCUCCUAUCCCCACUCCUUCCCACCUCUUAAUUACUUUCCAAAAUGGCUCUCUCUGGCUUUGAAGGCUUUGAGAAGCGUUUAGAGCUUCACUUCUCCGGUGAUGACCCUCUCGGUCUUCGCCUUCUUCCCAUUGAUGCAAUCCAACAAGUCCUUGAUGCCGUCCAGUGUAGCAUCGUCUCCGCCGCCAGCAAUCUCCACUUCGACUCUUACGUCCUCUCCGAAUCAAGCCUCUUCAUCUAUCCGCAAAAGAUAAUCAUCAAAACUUGUGGCACCACUCAACUCCUCAAAUCCAUCACUUGUCUUCUCAACCACACUGCCUUCAUGAAUCUCCAUCUUCAUCACUGUCGUUACACUCGUGGCAGCUUCAUCUUCCCCAAAGCUCAGCCAUUCCCUCACACUAGUUUCACCGAAGAAGUCCUCUUCUUGGAACAAACCUUGCCGACCACCCUAUGUUAUCGAAAAGCUCGUGUUCUUCCUUCCAAGACUUCACAUUCUUGGCAUGUUUACACCGCCACUGAUCUUUGCAUGGCGGCGGCUCCGCCGGCCGGCGAACUCACCGUUGAGGUAUGCAUGACUGAGCUUGAUCGCGUGUUGGCUAAACGGUUUUAUAGACGGAAAGGAGAGUGUGAAGCCACAGGGCAUGAAGCAGGGAAGGAGAUGACAGAGUUAUCAGGGAUUGAUGGUAUAAACCCCAGAGCUAUCAUCUGUGAUUUUGCUUUUGAGCCUUGUGGUUAUUCCAUGAAUGGCCUCGACCGUGACCGGUAUUCAACUAUUCAUGUCACGCCGGAGGAUGGGUACAGCUACGCAAGCUUUGAGUGUGUCGUGAGAGCUGCCGGCGCGGAGGAGGAGAUCACCGACAUGAUAAGGAGGGCGGCGAGGGUGUUCCGGCCGGGGAGCAUAUCAGUGUCAGUGUGCAUGCAGACGUCGGACAAUGAUGGAAUAGUAUGGAAGGCGGUGACGGAUGCACUGAAGCCACUUGGGAUGAGCUGCCGGAGUAGGGUGGCGGAAGGCUUCCCCGGAGUUGGGACGGUGAGUUAUCAAACUUUUAUAAGUCGCCGGAAGUAGAGUGGGGCAUGUAUGCAUGCAUUGCUUUUUAUGGAUAGAGGGAACAAAUUAAAAUGAGAGAGGAGAUGAUGAUGGUGCAUGGUGGAAUUGCAAAAAUUUAGAUGGAUAUAAUUGACAUAGAAAAAUGAGGAUGAAGAUGGAGGAGGAGGAGGAGGAGGAGGAGGAGAUGAAAGAGAGCAUAUGGAUCAUGUGGAUGGGUGGGAGCACCAUGAUAUAGCUAGCACUCCACUCAACUGCUUUCCACUUAGGUUUGUCACGCUUGAUGGAUACUUUGCAUGGAGGAGGGGAGUUGAAUGUUCCAUUCUUUCUAUCUAGUCUCCUUUUGUCUUUGCUUUCAGCUCUUUUUUCUUUUUUCUUAUUCCUAAAACCAAAAAACAAAAGAAGUGGAACUUUUUGGUUUUCACUUGAUA
Messenger RNA from Dioscorea cayenensis subsp. rotundata (Guinea yam), 2118 nucleotides. Its product is annotated as S-adenosylmethionine decarboxylase proenzyme 4. The record is from RefSeq and is a predicted model, not a curated record. Bases 686 to 1708 code for a protein of 340 amino acids. Lineage: Eukaryota; Viridiplantae; Streptophyta; Magnoliopsida; Dioscoreales; Dioscoreaceae. The transcript has a single exon. Gene Ontology annotation, molecular function: adenosylmethionine decarboxylase activity. Gene Ontology annotation, biological process: spermidine biosynthetic process; spermine biosynthetic process. Gene Ontology annotation, cellular component: cytosol.